AAAGAAGAGGCAAUUUUUUUGUUAUAUAUUUUGCAGAAUCAUUGGACCUUAGCGAGGAACUAAAAAGGACAAAUCAAAAGUGAUUGGGAGUGAAGAGAAUCUUGACACGUUACGAAAGAUUGUAUGUCAACUAUCUUUGAGUUUGCAAGUGAUUUAUAUCUGCGGGGUCAUCAGUUACGUAUUUCAUCUGUUGCCAAUGUGGCAAACGUUAAUUAAGUGAACUCUGCGAGCUUCGAACUGUAUCGGCCGGUCAACAUAGUAACCCACAUCGUAGGCAGGACUUCAGGUUUCGUUUUUGACGCUCAACCGAACUGCCGGACAUGUUGUGAUUACAAUCAUCCGACUUUUGUUCGGUGCUCGUUUCUGACAACCAUCAUGACUUCGGACGUGGAGAACACGACUGAAUGGCUGUCGGACUUGAUGUUGUUGGAAGCAAAUGCCUCCUACUCGAGCAAUGCCACCGUCAACGAAUGGAACGUGCAUAAUUAUCUAACCACUCACUGGGGUCCAAAACAUCUGCCCAUGGACGUCGUCAUACCCAUCACCAUCGUCUACAUUUUGAUAUUCGUUUCGGGCGUGGUGGGCAACAUCGCCGUGUGCGUUGUCAUCGUGCGCAACCCGUCCAUGCACACGGCCACCAACUGCUACCUAUUCUCAUUGGCCGUCUCUGAUUUGACGGUCCUUCUAUUUGGUUUGCCAAACGAUUUGAGCGUCUACUGGCAGCAGUAUCCGUGGGCGUUGGGCGAAAUUGUCUGCAAGCUGAGAGCUCUCAUCGCUGAAAUGACCAAUUACGCUUCGGUGCUGACGAUCGUGGCUUUCUCGCUUGAACGUUAUCUCGCCAUCUGUCAUCCGCUGCACGCGUACACGAUGGCCGGGCUUGGACGGGCGGCUCGCAUUGUUGCUCUCAUUUGGCUGGUGGCGCUCAUCUCAGCCCUGCCGUUCGCUAUUUACACUGGCAUUUCGUACGUGCCUUAUCCGCCGGAAGCAGGAGCCAAUUUGUCCGGCCAGUCGAUACCUGAAUCGGCUUUCUGCGCGCUGCAAGAUGAAAAUCCACCGACACAGUGGCCGCUGGUCGAAGUGGCCACUUUCAUCUUCUUCAUCGUGCCCAUGGGCAUUCUGUGUCUGCUUUAUCUGCGCAUCGGAAUCCGAAUUAGACGGACGUCGCUGGGACGCGGCCGUAACGUCCAAGGUGUUGUCCAUCACUCCAAUGAGUCGAGGCAGUCAUCCUCGAGGAGGACCAUUUUACGUAUGCUCGUUGCUGUGGUGAUUGGCUUCUUUAUCUGCUGGGCGCCAUUCCACGCUCAGCGACUUCUCUAUGUCUACGCAAAGGACUCGCCCAACUACCGCGAGAUCAACGAGAAGAUGUUCUUCAUUACAGGGUGUUUUUAUUUCUUCUCUUCGACUAUCAAUCCGAUACUGUACAAUGUCAUGUCGGUUCGUUAUCGUGAGGCGUUCCGCGAAACUCUGUGCGGCCUGGCACCUGCAUCCAGCCGACAUCACUACCUUUACAAUCACCACCGACAAGCUUCGGACAGAUCGCGAUUUUCGGCCAAUUCGCGGAACGGCGGCAGCUUGAACACGAGCGGCAUUUGGCUGAGCACGGCCGAACGUCGGUCGCAGAGACGUGCGAGCCCAGCACCGCAAAAUGGGGCUGUCAAAGAGACACUUAUCGCUGAAGAGAAGACCACCAAUGUUGAUAUUGAGCUGGACGACAGCAUGAAAAUGGUGCCCUCACUGGCAAAUGCCCCUCUCCGCAUCGGGUUCGUGAUGCAGGACGAUGCUGUUGUCAAUAGCAUUCCUGCUACUACGCCAUCUAAUACAGCCGUUGCGAUCGGCAAGCAACAUCCACCGUGUUCGUCCGAUGUCGGAUUACAUCAUCGCACUACCAAACCGGCUGAGUGGCGAGUUCGUUUGGCCCACGUCAAGCCGAAAGCCACUAAUGGCGGAGUUGCUAACUUGCCAGCCGGAUGUACGCCCUUGUGUCUAAAAUCGAGUCAGCUAGUGCGCAGAGCCAGCGAGACCAGCCGAAUGCAACCGACACCUGGGGUCGCCAAUGAACAGCAUCAGCCACCUGUAGCCACUAUGCCUAGCGACGCCCCUACCGAAGGCCAUCCGCUUCUCACCGAUUUCAAAAUGAGCUCGUUAAUCGAGCCCACAACUAACAUCGCUCACGAAGACGAUCCCAUCUCCGCCGCAGUCCGUGAUACGUUCGUUCAAAACACAAGGAGGCUGUCUUAAUUUAAGAUUAGCUUGUUCGUGAUAAUGCACAUUUAAUCUAAAUCGAUUUUCAAUUUUGAUUGAUGGAGUUCCAAAUCGCUUGUAGCCAAUUGGAAUGGACUGUCUCUUCGUUCCCACUCUAUCCUCCAAAGAGUGGGUUAUACAAUUCUUUGUUCGAAGACCCAUCAUUGUACAUACCAUGAAAAAUGUGUUUUCUCGUCUACCCACCGACGUCCAUUUCGGAUUAUUUUCUGAUUCUUAUGAAAUUGCACCACAUGCUAAUGUCGUUUUUUUGGUUGCCAUUCAUAUAGUCAUGUGAAUAUGGAUUGGAUCAUUUUUGCCAAGAAAAUUUUAUAUUUGGAUUUUUUGACGUAUAUUGCUCCAUUAUGCCUGUUUGAAUCGCAAUGGCAGUUCACUAUAUUUACCUGUUCAUCGUGAUGUUCAUACACCAUGUCCAAUUUGCCCCCAUAGGCUCUCGUCUGUCGAAAACGACCAGCAGGACAACAAAUUGUUCCAUCACGAGCACAAGAAGCCUUCUUUUUAACCUAAUCCUGUGCCGUUUUUUAAAAAUGAGU
Molecule: messenger RNA, 2792 nt
Organism: Daphnia carinata
Lineage: Eukaryota; Metazoa; Arthropoda; Branchiopoda; Diplostraca; Daphniidae
Product: neuropeptides capa receptor-like
Exons: 8
Coding region: 376-2238 (620 amino acids)
Biological process (GO): neuropeptide signaling pathway
Cellular component (GO): plasma membrane
Molecular function (GO): neuromedin U receptor activity
Source: RefSeq, a predicted model, not a curated record